Molecule: messenger RNA, 1034 nt
Organism: Nelumbo nucifera (sacred lotus)
Lineage: Eukaryota; Viridiplantae; Streptophyta; Magnoliopsida; Proteales; Nelumbonaceae
Product: nicotinamidase 1-like
Biological process (GO): pyridine nucleotide salvage
Molecular function (GO): nicotinamidase activity
Source: RefSeq, a predicted model, not a curated record
GUUUCAAACUUUACAAACGAUGGCCAAACCUGAUUUCUUGUAAAGGCUGGGAUAAUUAAUUUGUCUAUUUUCCUACGGAGAGAGAGAGAGAGAGAGAGAGAGAGAGUUGGAAGGAGAUGGUACUGCAGACGUCUGAUCUCCUGAAGAAUGAGCUUCCCGUUGAGCAGGAAACUCUGGUUCUGUCUGACGAUGUUGUGACUGGUCUUGUUCUCGUGGAUAUCGUCAAUGGUUUCUGUACUGUUGGAGCUGGGAAUUUGGCUCCAAAAGAGACCGACAAACAGAUCUCUGGAAUGGUGGAGGAGUCGGUGAAGUUGGCCAAAGUGUUCUGCGAGAAUAAAUGGCCUGUUCUGGCUUUCCUUGAUUCUCAUCAUCCUGAUAAACCCGAGCACCCAUAUCCUCCUCAUUGUUUGAUUGGAACAGAAGAAUCAGAGCUAGUCCCAGCUCUGCAACGGUUGGAAAAGGAAACAAAUGUAACAAUUAGACGCAAGGAUUGCAUUAAUGGGUUUCUUGGUUCAAUUGAGAAAGAUGGCUCAAAUGUUUUUGUGGAUUGGGUGGGAACCAACAAGAUCAAAGUUAUACUUGUAGUAGGGAUAUGCACGGAUAUCUGUGUGCUAGAUUUUGUGGCCACUGCAUUAUCUGCAAGAAAUCGUGGUUUUCUUGCCCCUCUAGAGGAUGUGGUGGUGUACUCCCGUGGUUGUGCAACAUAUGAUAUUCCAUCUCAUGUUGCAAAAAGCAAUAAUGAAGUUGUAGCUCAUCCACAGGAGCUUAUGCAUCACAUUGGCCUUUACAUGGCUAAGGGAAGAGGAGCCAAGAUAGCAUGGGAAGUGUUAGUAGGUCCACAUGAAAAGCCAUGAUAUACUGCCAGGUUUAGCUGUCAAUUUUCUUUUAUACCUCUUCUGGUAUCCAGGGAUAACUGAGGUGAUGUAAGCCAAUUAAAUCUAAAUCUUUGUUUGAGACUUCACAAAAUGUAUGUAGGAUACUUUGUUGGAGUAAUAAUAAGAGCAAUCAUCCGCAACAAGAUGCCAAUUAUCUCA